This is a messenger RNA of Petromyzon marinus (sea lamprey), 2757 nucleotides long. The record is from RefSeq and is a predicted model, not a curated record. NCBI's taxonomy places the organism in Eukaryota, Metazoa, Chordata, Hyperoartia, Petromyzontiformes, Petromyzontidae.
AUGGUGGUGGUGGCGAAGUUCUCUGAAGACCUCGAAGUGGAGGAGCAGCUCGUGAGGCCGCUGCAGCAGGGCCACUCUGCCGAGGUCGUGGCCACCGCUGCAAAGCCGCCACCGGGGGAUGUCGACGCCGACGCUGCAACAUCGGCGGAGGAGGGAGCAGCGCUCACAGCUGAAGCGAGCCUCACUGUGAAGUACAUCAACAAGCAUGGCCCUGAGUGUUUACUUCCCUGCGAUGCACGUGAUGGAGAGGAGCGUCUGGCCAGGCUGGCCGCAUGUGGGUUCCAGAUUGAAGAUCCACAGGAGCAAGGAGGCGGGUUUGUCGCGUCCCUGGACGUGCAGGACUUCUCCCCACAGGACCUGGCCGUGAAGGUGUCUGGAGACAAGCUGGUGGUGGCCGGACGGCGCGAGGUGAAGAGCGGAGAAGUCAGCAGCGGCAGCUACAGCCACAGCUGCCAGGAGUUCCACAGGGAGACGCAGCUGCCCAGGAACGUGGACCCGCAGAGCGUGAGCUGCUGCUUGACUGAAGACGGGAAGCUGAAGUUCAAGGCUCAGCGCCGCGCCCUCCCUGCAGCGGCCGAGAGGGUGGUGGUCAUUGAGCAGCCAGCGACAGCGACUCCUGGCACGGCCUCUCAGUCCACUGGCACCACUCACGCGUAGAGUGGCGCCUGGAGGAUCCAUUCCAGCAACCUGCUUUAUUGAUGUUUUAAUUGUAUGGAUAUUUAGUUAAAUCAGUUUCUUCUAUCCACGCAAUGUUCAGUAAUAUUUACGUGUUUCAGCGUUCACAUUCAACUUCAUUGGAUUAGGUGUUUAUUUUCCACAGUCUAAUUUUCGAACUACUAUAAUAUAUACUGUUUGUGUGAAUGGUAAUGAUGUUUGUUUUUUGUAUUAAAAUGCCUUUCAAUUUCCUGUAACAGUUGCAACUGUUCUUUUUUUCUACAUUGUGUUUGUUUCAUCGUUACUGUGGAUCAGAGUUCUGGACACAGAAUUCCCCAAAACUAAGACAACCGGUAACGCGGCCUCAUUGCUCCCUGUCCAUGACAACUCCCAAGGUGCCAGGCUCACGCCGUCGGCCCUGCCGAGUCACUCCGAACUCAGAAUCUGGGAUUGGCUUGCAAUGAUCUAAGGUCAAUCUUACCACUUCACAUUUCACUUGUAUCAUCCUUCAAUUGGUAGUAAAUCCGUCGCUAAGGAAUUGGCCCUCAAAUCGUGGGGACAAUCGUACCACAGAAAAAUUAGUUUCCAUUUAAUGUUUGCGGCACAGAGAAUGUAACUAGUUACAUGAUAACAUCGCUGCUGUAGCAGUGUAAGUCACGCUGCUAUUAAAAUAUUCUAUAUCUCGAGUUUCCUGGCUGGCUGCUGGCUGUGCUUCUCUCCACCCCAACAAUAACUCCGUUGUUAGUGGGUGCAGGAGACAAUAGGGACACCAACAAGGUGGGAAUAACCAGAACAGUAUUUGAAGACUCACACGGUUAAUUUAAAAUUUCACUUUCAAUGUAUGCGACAAUUAACGUCAUUAUUUUUGACAAAAUAACUUGUUUUAUCCUAGAGAAUUAGAAACUAAAGCUGAAGACAUUAAACUAGCGCAAUUAAAAUGUACGAUUGAUUGUAAAGUUAGCAAAAUAAAUAAAUGAUCUAAUUCAUAUACUAUAUUCUUGGUUCUUUCGGUAAAGUCACCAAGAAGGGAAACAAUACAUUAAUAAAGAUAUAAAACAAUAAAAUUCUCACAAAUCAAAAUUCAUAUACUGUUGAUUUAUUCACUCCAUCUCCGCACUUGACACUGCCGGUUGUGUCCCUCCUUAGCUCCCAUUCCCACGUUAGUCUCGACCACCGGCCGUCAUCACUUCAAGUUGUGUGUCCUGCCUCACCCCACCUUUCUAAACUAAAAUUACGUCCUUAAUUUGCAUAUGAUGUCCAAUUGACGUGUCCGUCUUCCAGUAUCAGUGUAAUUCUUAGGAUGUGCAUCAUCUCUACGCUUCCUUGUGCAUUUCUAAACAUUGGUUCUAUUUUCCGUUUGUGAUGAAUCUGUUUGAAAAAAACGUUGUGCUUAAGGUAUAUGGCUCAGUUACGUUUCAUUAUUAAGUUAAGAUAACAAUAAGCACUUUGCUCUGCCCUGAUACGCCUCUCUUAAUCAUUUUCAUUCCUCUUCCCUUCAACAACCGCCCUACGUGUAGAUGCACUUCUGUGUUUUCAAGGCUGUGUCCCUGUUCUUUUUGCGUUCAGUUUGUUAUUCACCCGCACCUCCAGUAAAGCAUGGUUGGCUGCGUACGGUGCGAAAGAAGUUCACCAUGCAAACAUACGCUGCGUUGAAAAAUUAUUCUACUGACUGCAGACCAAACCUGGACAGAUUUCUCAAUACGAGUGCAAUAUCGAGGGUACAGAUCAAUACCACCUGAACACAGAUGCUAAUUCCCGGACGGGUUGCAACUCUAGCCAUGCCCAUGCAAACAUACACAACAUCUUGACCAUGAAUCGCCUAUGCGGCAGAUUAAAUGUCAAGCAUUUAACAUUGAAUUCCGAUCUACUUUUGUUCGUUUUGAUUUAUUUUGGCGCAGCUUCAAGUAAGUCUUUUUGAUAUAAUUAUUGUAUUGUCAUUUACUGUAUAAUUAUGAUAAUAGACCAAGCACUGAGACAUUGCCCAGGGUUGGUCUACAAUCGAAAAGGUGGCAACCCCAUAGCACACCCUCCUGUUCCAGUGUUAACACAUCGUAUGUUUGUAUCUUGAACUUCUUUCGCACCGUACGUAGCCCACCGUGCUAA